Messenger RNA from Lodderomyces margitis, 2067 nucleotides. RefSeq names its product flavoprotein. Gene Ontology annotation, biological process: coenzyme A biosynthetic process. Lineage: Eukaryota; Fungi; Ascomycota; Pichiomycetes; Serinales; Debaryomycetaceae. Gene Ontology annotation, molecular function: FMN binding; phosphopantothenoylcysteine decarboxylase activity. The coding region runs from base 1 to 2067 and encodes 688 amino acids. The record is from RefSeq and is a predicted model, not a curated record. Gene Ontology annotation, cellular component: phosphopantothenoylcysteine decarboxylase complex. The transcript has a single exon.
AUGGCAUCAAACGGCAAAAAGGAAGAAGUUAGCACAACUGUAAAGCUACACUUGUCGGAACAUCAAGAUGAGCCCAAUUCCAAAUACUUGCACCAACCAGUACCUAAAAAACCUUCACAACUACAAGAGAGUGAUUUAGUCAACAACAAAGAAACAAAAGUCAAACCUGCCACUCAUCAUCACCAGUCGCUGACAUCAUUCACCAGCAAAAAGCUUCCAUCGUUGGUGGUUAAGCAAGAUCCAAAUUUGAAAUCGUGUUUAUCUCAAACACCGUCCAAAGUCGAUCAAUCAAUACAACCACCACAUCCUCCUGCCCCUACAGCAUCAGGACAACAUUUGGAAGCAACAUCGCAUCUGAAACAGCAUCCACAAUUUGUAUCAACGGAUGAUAUCAGUCCUACUCAACAUGGACUAGCACCAGGCUCACAAAUUGAAGAAUACAUGCCUAUUGGGUCCAACUUUACACCACUAAUUUCAUCCCAAGGUAGUGCGACGUCCAGUUUGGUUUCUCCCCCACCUUCAACAAAGCCAGUUAUGUCGCCACCUGUUUUCAAUCCACUACUGAGCAAUCUGCACCAGCACCAGCACCAGCACCAACAACAACAACAUGAGCAACAACAGCGCCACCACCAAGAACAACAACAACAACAACCAACGACAGAACAACGCCCUCCAUUAGGGAUAUCGCGAAUGAAUUCGCUAACCUACUCACAAAUUGAUGACAAGAAAUUCAUUGAAUCUACGCGACAAUCGGCUAAUACAUCUGCCACUGAUAUCAAACCACAUAAUGAGGAUGCAAUCAUGUCGUCAGACGAUAACAAGUUGCAUUUACUCAUUGGCAUCACUGGAUGCAUUUCUAUUCACAAGAAUAUUUUCCUUAUUAUUGAAAAAUUAUUUGAAUUAUAUACCCAUGAGAAGUUAGAAAUUCAAGUACUUUUAACCAAAUCAGCUGAAUACAUUUUACUGGAGAAAUUGCAUAAAUUGGAUGAAAUGGGAGUUAAAGUUUGGUUUAGUGAUGAUGGAGAGAAAUACUUUCUCACAUCUCCCUUUCAAAAAGUUUAUUCCAAUGCCGUAGCUCUGGGGCAAUUGCCGUUGAAAAAACAGAUUGGUAGUCAUGUAUUUCAACAGUACAAUUUAUCAUAUGAUUUACAAAGGUGGACUGAUGUGUUGUUAUUGGCUCCAUUGAGUGCCAAUACCAUGGCUAAAUUGAUUAAUGGGUUGGCUGAUAAUCUAUUGACCGAGUUGUUGCAUGUGUGGCCAAUGCCUCAAGUACAUCACAUAUCGGAGCAAACACGGAUAACAUCUCCACCACCGCCAACCUCAACAACAACUACAACGACAGCUUCUUCUGGUGCUGAUGCUGCUGCUGCUACAAAUGCAGCACCACCAACCUCUGCUGCUCAAGAUGCGAAAAAAGACUCAACUAUUUUAUCAAACAACUUGAUUGCUCCCAAACCCAUAGUUGCUGCAUUAGCAUUGACGAACUCGAUGUAUUCCCAUCCAAUAACAAAGAAACAGUUGAGUCUAUUGCAAGAGACUUAUCCCAAUAUGACCAUUUUAAAACCAGUGGAGAAGUGUGUUGAUAUGGAUGGAAAUAUUGCCAUGGGUGGUAUGAGAUCAUGGAGAGAGGUUGUUGAUUUUGUUUCAAAGAAAUUGGGUCCACCUCAAGAGGAUGAAGAUGAGGAAUGUGAUGACAAAGAUGACAAAGAUGAUGAUGAUAAUGAGGAGGAGGAGGAGGAGGAAGAAGAAGAAGAAGAAGCAGAGCAUGAUGGAGGUGUCAAACUAGUCAAAAAGGUGGAAGAUACAAUUGCAAAUUCAAAAUCCAAGCCAGCUCAACUAGAACAACAAGGUCCUUCGACAACCACUGCCUCCUCAUCUACAUUGACAAAAGUAGCGACAGCACCAUCACAAUCUCGAUCCAGUGAUAAUGUGACUAGUGGAGGAAGCAAUAAAUCAGGCGAGAGGCGCAGAGGUAACACCAUUACGCGAAGAGAGUUGGCAGAGCAUGAAAGGUUGGCUUCUCAGAAUGCUUUAUUGAAUGCCGGUAUUGGGAAAGUAGGAUUAUAG